UCUGUGCGAUGGUCGAUGGGGGCGAUGAAAAUAAAAGUGAAUGAAAAUUUGGAACAUGAAAAUUGUUUGUAAAUAGGAUUCCAAAAGAAAUGUUUAUACGAAACCAUUGUGUCUUCCCAACCAAUAUUCCAUGUUUUAUAAUGUAAUGGAUACUUGAAUACGCUAUACAAAAUGGAGAAUUACACCGGGUCCUUGGAUCCGGUGGCUGAGAGAUGGAACUCCUCAACAAUAGACUUCGCGGAGAUAACCAUGGACAGGAACUUCGCCCUGUUGCUCGUCUCCUUAAUAUCGGGAAUGCUUUGGGUAGUUUACAUAACUUACUACAAUAGCCGUGUAUUGGGCUACGUACUGACGAGACUUGUGAAUAGGUUUUACUUUCAAGAUGAAAAUUUCAAAAUUGGUUCUUUCACCCUGAAUGCUCUGUCUGGAAAGAUUAUGUUUCGGGAUAUUGUCUAUAUCAACUACGAUUACACUCUGCGGGUUCAAGAUGGUUACUUAAUUUUUAGAUGGUGGAGGUCAUAUGUACCAAAAGAUGUUUCUGAAGAUCUCUCUCAUUCUGACACCCGCCUCUCUAUCAUGUUGAAUGGCUUUGAAUUACAUGUUUAUAAUAGAUGCGAUCUCUACCACGAGUUGGAAAAGAUAUUUGGUCUAGAUCCUCUUAUUAAACAGCCACACGAUGAUGACUCCACCGACCAAGAUAAAGCCAUGAAUGAUGCUAAUGAAAAAAGACGUCGGGCUCAGGAAGCAGUGAGGUCUGAAGCAGCAAUGGCCAGAACUUGGCGCGAUCUCAUCCCAGUUAUAAAAAUAGACAUCUGUACUGGUAGAGUUGUCUUCGGCAAUCGCUUAGUACCGACAACAUUAUCUAUAGGCGUAGAAGAAGCACACUUAAUGUAUAGUACGAAGCCCCCAGCAUCGAGCUUAGAUCACCUUAUGCAUUUUGUCAAAGCGAAAGCCGAAAAUUGUAAAGUAAUUCUUGCUCCGAGUCCAAACUACACAUCAAUGGUUGAUGAACCUCCUCGAUACAUGGGCGAAGGUUUCGUCGUUAUGAGCUCAAACUACAUCGAAGUAUAUUUCUAUAUGGACGAGCCCGGUUUAGUUCCUGAAGAACCAGUAUUAUUACAAUUAGCCAACGGUGAUAUUGUGGAGUCAGCACCUCCAAUAUGGGGCGUUGAUAUCAAAUGCGGUAAAGGUACCGACUUUAGUUACGGUCCGUGGGCGGAUAGACAACGAGACAAUUUGUUCAAAUUUUUCUUUCCACCUAAUUAUAAAAAUUUAGAGGUCACUCCACAACCGAAGCCAGGGGAUAGAAGACAAAUGCAGUCUUUCGAUAUACGUUUAUCUACCCUUAACGAAGCGACAAUUGAUAUUCUGUUUACGAAAAAUAAAGAAACGAACGCCGUACAUAUCAAUAUAGGUGCUGGUUCAUAUCUGGAAGUAACGUUGCCAUGGAUAGUGCUUCAAGAUGGAUUCACAACGAAAAUAACUGGUCAACUCCUACAUCUGGAAGCGACAACGAGUUUGCAGUAUAGAAGUUUAGCUGAAAGUGAAACUUUGGAGUACACUGUGAAAUGCCACUAUCCGCUCAUUUGGAAUCAUCAUCAAUGCUGGCAACUGUCUUUGACCGGUUGCAAAGCCACGGCCCAUUUUGUUUACACACAUAUCGAUUUCUUCCAAGACCUGACAAAUGAUUGGGCGAGCAAGGCACGGCCGGAUAUUCUGCAUUUUGUACCAUAUACAUGGAAAAUAUCACUUCUGCUUAAAGAGUGCGAAGUGGUCACCGUCAGUAACCAACAUAAUUGGAUCGACUGCAGUUCUACUAACCAAGAAAACAAUCACGUCGCGUUCUGUGGUGAUCUUUUAGAUGUGUCAUUCGAUCUUCCGUUUGUGGAUUUCCUUCCUGAUGUUAUCCCGUUAAAAAUAUGGGUGCAAGGGGAAGCAGUCGAUAUGAGCUUAUACUUACCUGAAGUUAACACAUCAAGAUUACUUCUAUUAUCAAUUGACAAGAAUAUGAAGUUGGUCCCAAGUCGGUUGAGAGCAUCAAAAUGGCGAAGGAAAUGCGUCAAAUCUCAAGGUUGGGUGGACUGUUGGUCGGUCCCAAUUGUAGCCUUGAGCGUGCGAUACAUCUACCAUCCAAUACCACCGCUCGGUCCAGAGCCCCAGGCGGACAUAACGACACCAGAAAAAGAAGAGAUCCUACUAUCUCCCAUGAGAAUUCCCAGAAUACGUAAGCAGCCGCAAUUAAAUUGGGCAAUGGAUGGUAGUAAUUUCGAUAGAACGACCCUUGCCCCUGAUAAAGUCAGUGUUGAAUUAGAAGUGGGUCCCUCAGUUCUUCUGGCGUAUGGGACGAUUAUUACGAGUUUCAUGAACUUAUUGGAAAACAUAUUCGGCGAAGAUCAGACAUUCACGGACAUGCAAAAGGCACCCACUACUGGCACUUACUACUGGGCAAGCGAUAAUUCUACGAAGUUAAAUGAUAGAAGCAGUGUUAACCAACACUCUGAAAUUUCUAUGGAUGAUUCUACCGAUUCAAGCAAAGGCCCGUUCGAUCCAAGAAAGUGCAGACCAUUGGACGUCUCAGUGUCCAUAAUAAUUCACGAUAUUCAGGCACAUCUUGUUAAAAAUUGCAGUGAAAAUGAACCUACCUGUCCUGUGGUACUCAUAGAAAGGUUCGGUUUUGAAAUGGACAAGAAGUUUAGAGAAACAAAGCUUCAACUUCUAUUAAGUCCGUCGAUUUUAAUAUCGGCAAAUAAUCUGUCACGGCCCAACGUAAACGGCAGUACAAAUUCAAGUGCGCUACAACAAGGCCACCUGAUGUUAUCAUCGUUUCAGCUGAGGGGAAACGGAUUCUUCAGUGAUACUAAUCGCGGGGUAGAAGACGAGACCGUUGAGUAUGCCUGGAUGAUGGAACUACAGCUAGGGCAACUUACCGGUCGAAUGACAUUACCGCAAUUGUAUCAAGUGGUUUCUUCAUUAGAGACGUUCUUACUACUCAUUUGUGACAAUGAAAAUGAAUUAAUACCACCAAAUUCAGUUAAGCAGUGUCAUCACGGACUCAACAACGUCCUUUGCCCCGAAACCGAUAUUCCGUUGAGAUAUAGAUGCCCGACUCCAAACGAAAUUAAGUACAGAAUGAUACGAGUGGCGGUAGACCUUGUCGAUUUAUAUAUUGCCGAUUCAAAUACAACUCUACAAUCGUGGAUUUCGCCGAUUCGUUUGUCAUUCUGCAAUUUACAUGGCUCAGGAUGUGGGACAGGUAUAACGGGCCUGCUUCCCAAUAUCAAACUCGCUCUCUACACACAAACAAACAUGCAAACAAACACCCAUCAUAAUUCAAACGGUAGUAACAAUAGUCAAAGUAAAUUACCCGAAAGUGAGAAUUGGGUGGGCGUCGGCUCGAUGGCUCUGGGUCCCGUGCUGAUAGAGGCCGCAUCAUCAUUACCACAAAGCCCUAAAAACGUUCACUUGGUCCAACAGAAGUUUUUGAAAAUGCACGACGAAAAAUUUAAGCGAUUGUGGUUCCUUUGGCCCAACGAUGGAAAGGGCUCGCAGUGCGGCUGCAAUGGUGGAUGUGCAUUUUUUGGAUCGAAUAGAAACGGAACGAACUUCUUCAAACCCAGUCCGGCAGAUAUUAACGAUGGUGUCAAUAUAGCGAUGUUCAAUGUGAUAGAAUCUAUUCCCGGUGAAUACGGCUACGGACAGAGCCUCUUAAAUCCCGGCCAGUUGGUAUUCCAUACACCGCCUUAUAACAGUUUAAACGUAUGCUUACAACCUACAAACGUUUCGGUGCUGGUACCUUCGCCACUUCCACAAAUCACCAACAAAUCACCUCAAACAGCAGAACGUCGAAGUUUAACGCGAAGAUUUUCGUACACUAGCGUCAAUAAAGGAAGCAAUAACGUUUUAGUAUCAAGCACAAAAAGCGAUGUUCCAUAUGCUCGUCUGGUGGACUCGUCGGCGCCAUUAGGCAGUUCAAAAAUUGAUAGUGACUCUAAAUUAAACAAAGCGGUACUCACUGUACCUCAGCUGGAGAGCAGUGUAUCAGACUCUAAGUUGGCGUUAAGCUGUGUAGUAAAAGAUAGCCCAAACAUUGCAAGUAAACGACAUCAUAUUCAAGGCGACGAGCACUUUACGGUACCAAAAGUGCCUCCAAGAAAUGUGGCCGUAUCGGAAUCUCACUACUCACUCAACUCUCAACAUCAUCCCGAUGAGCCAACGCCUCUUCAGGUUCAAAGAGCUAUGUCGAUCACAAGUGAGAACCAUUCUGAAGCAUUCUUCUCUGCAGAUGAAGACAUGUUCCCAAGUCGCUCGUCCAGCUUAAAGCAUUCAUUCGGUAGUCGACACAGUAACCCACGAGACAAACAUUCAUACGCAAUUAACGAUGUUCCGACGGAUAAAUGGACUGGAUCAAUUCCUAGAUCGGAGAUGAGAGAUGGUCCUGAUAACAUCAGUACUGUAAGUGGAGUUCAACCGGAUUCCGAAAGCGGAUCCGUAUCAUCGACGUCAUUUAUUUCGGCGAUUUCAUCCCAAGAAGAUAUGACUUUAGUGAACCUCCACAUGCAAACCAAUAAGCCGAUUGUUGAUUCUCCUUUGCUGAUGUCAAGUUAUAUGAACAACUUGCCUCAAUAUAAAUGUGUCAAUUGGUCGUCUUGCUCGUUACCGUGUGGCAAUGAUCUAUUCACCUUACCCCUUUUUAAGAGAGCUGAAGAUGGUUCCCUGGUAUAUGUCGGCCAAAAAUAUUUGCCCAAUUUCGAAACUGUAGGGAAAGUUAACAUUUUAAAACUGAUAUCGAAGAGCAAUCAAAGCAAUCAGAACCUGCAUGGCCCUUACGCUAAUUUACCGCCUCAUUUCAAUUCGCAAAUAAAGACCCAUCCCUACCCACUGUCAUGGUGGGACUUGCAGCAGAACACGCAAGAUAACCAAGAAAGUAACGAUAAAAGCACACCGUCUACCCUAACCACGUCAAGUGACAGUAAAGAUGGCUUAUUUGUCCGACUUCGCGGUGAAAUAGACGUCAUGCUGACGCCGCUUGUGUUGGAAAGUACGCAGAAAUUUGUCGAAUCAAUCACGCCAGUACUGGCCAACGUACAUCCAAUCACAGUUAUAAAUCACUUGAGGCUUUUGUGUAUAUCGUCAGUUGAAUCUUCUAACGUCCUGAAGCAAAAGCAGCACGUCCUGAACUGGCUGCCGCAGAUGCAAGCCCGCAACGAGUCGAGUAUCAUUAUAGACAAAGACGAUAAAUGUAAGCUAGCCACGAUACCUCAAUCAAACGUAUAUGAAGAAACAAUAAAUACUCAAAUCCAAGCAACGGUUACAGUACCAAAAGUCAACGUGAUUUUCAUUCAAUCAUCGGUUGUUGAAGAUAUGAUUUCCUUCUCUGCUUUGGAUAAUAUCCAGGAUCUGACGUGCGUGUCGCUUUUUGGGGUUUCCAUGGAGAAUAUUGUGGCUAAAUAUGUCAGUUCUAGAAAGACAUUGGAGUCGAUACAACUGUACUACAGACCGACCUUACGGACGUUAGGUAGUAAGAAGUCUUUUGGUAUCAUGAAGGGUCCUAGAGCUUUAAUAUCUCAAGCGGCUGGACGCAAGAGAGGACCGGAAAAGGGAGAGCCAGUUUUCAUUGAAAGUUCUCAGCAGCAGUGUGAGGAUACAAACAUAACGCUCAAUGUUGGUAAAGUACACGGACAGUUACGGCGUAUUCGUAACGAAUCGUCACAAUUGAAAGACGCAACAAUAACAGGGAUUCCUUGUCAGCAUUCUAAAGUUGCCUUUAAAUUCGUGAGAAUUGACAAUUCUAGAGGAUGCGAUCCAAAUCUUCCGCAAAAUGGACCUCCAGAAGGUCAGAAAGAGAAUUCCAUAGGUUACAUUAUGUUCGAAUGUGGAUUGGAAGGCGUUUCAGUGAAGGUCUCCAAUCAUUCCGCUGCACACAAACCGAGCGAAGACAAAAAGCCGCGCCCUGACAGCGAAAGUUGUAGAGAGUCUGUGAAAUCGACAGAAGAGACAAAACCAGAAAAGGAAAAGUCAAAAGGGAUUCGGACGUCCGGCUUCGAAGAGUUAUUUAAGAAACGGGAGUCUAAUUCGAAACCUAGCACCCCGAAUUUGGGAACUACUCAACCUCCUCCAGUUCCACCUCCCCCUGAACCCACAACUCCAGGGCCUGAGGAGCCCUCGAAUGACAGUUGCACGACAAUAGUACCGGCCAAGGAUAAUGGAAAUACGUCGUCGUGUGCCAUUGACUUGAAAGUGGUUUGGUUUAAUUUCGCCGCCCCGCCCAGGACUCCAAUUACGAAGAAGAUUGAUUAUACGAGAUUGGACUGGAACCUGCUGAGCACAGCGUCUCCCGCUAUCAACGCUUGGAUGAAUCCAUGCAAUCGUCUUGGCAUUCGCGUCGUCAGUAUGUACCGGGCACGCGCAAGACGUCUAGCAGCCACAGCCGCUAGCCUUAUGGCUUCAGCUCUUGACCGUGCUCCUCAUCAUACUUUACCCAAGAGUCGCUAUGGUCGACACACGCCCAUGGCGAAGCAAUUGCGCGAAGAGCCGUCCCUCCAAUUGUGCGCCGUGUUGUUGAGAUACGCCCUGCAGGCCGACGCAGCCGCCGUACAAGCCGACCUGGCCGAGAGGCAUCUACCCUCGCUGUCUACAUUGCGACAGGGAGUGAUAGUACUUACUCGGCAAUGGAAGAACAUUCUCUACACACCCUUGCUUCUGGAGCACAGCUAUAAGAGCAAAGUUAUGAAGCCAGUUGCUGUGACGUUUGCUUUGCCGGACUUGAUUGAGGACUCGGUAGAAGGUUGGCAAGAAUACCAGUUCGACAACGAAGGUCUUGAUGAGAACUGUCUGCUUCUCAAUAUGGAGGCAGACAAACUCACGUCUGCCUUACCGGUGCGCGCGGCCCAAACGAGUCGUGCGAGCCUUGUGUUCCCGUCUCUGCCUUUCUCAACGCGCAAGACGCCGUUCCAGGACGACGCCAUUGCUAAUUAUGGGACCUUAAAGGAAGAUCUCCCAACAGUAGGCUCCAAUCCGUCCUUGUACUCUCUGGGCAGUCAGGACCAUAUUGCAGCUGACCGCGCGAGAGAGGACCUCUACCAGUGGAUGGCCAAGCAGGAGCCUAUUAAAGUCGAACCCAAAAGUAAGAAACCAAUGAUACCACCCUCGAAGAUGAACCCACGUGUGGUGGCGCAAUCCUUUCCGGCCUGCAGCUUGUAUCCUCUUCAGGGAUCUCUCAUGUUGCUGGACGCUCACUUGGUGUUCCAGCCGUUUCUGGCUGCUCUUGGAGUUUCGCCCCAUCAGGUCGCACAAGGAAAGGGUGAGGCGAAAGAAGGCAGUGGAGAUGGAAGUUCAGGUCUGGAUGCCCUAGGAUGCUCGGUGUCUUUAGCGGGAUGGCUUGACGCCCUGCGUGUCCAUAUAGUAGUCAGCGAAUUGGGAAGACACAAGGGAAAAGCGUCCCAGAGCCAAGGAGACCAAGCAUCGGAAAGUCCGGCAUUCCUCUGCGAGAAGAUAUCGGUGGAUGUUCUAGUCAAGAAAGUGGCAGAUGUGGCCGUGGAGGAGCUGGUCCAGAAACAGAACGUGGUCUACAUUUCGAGAGGACAACUCAAGAAGCAUAUCAGUACCAUGAUCAACUGUAACUUGAGUAUACGGUUCAUAUCGCAACAGGUCAACAUGCCGUUACUCCGUCUUCUGCACCAAAUAAGCAAUAUGUACCAAAACGUAAAAGACACUCACACAGAACUGCGCGCACGCACCGACCGACCCAGACCGCGCAAGCGGCCUUCCGAAUACCGUGAGAACCUGGUGAGUGUGACGUCACUGGACAAGGAUGUGUUUGUGGGUCUGGACCCUAAGUGGGAGCCCAACAGCUCUGACGUCACUUCCGAAAAGGGGUUGAGUCCCCCUCCUCGGCCGAGGCCGCAGUCCUUUGCCCAGAAGCUCAGAUCUACGGGAAAAAGUGUCAAAGGACGACUUGGCUACAGUUCCCUAAACGAAGGCGCCCAUACUCCCAUGUACAAUGCCGAGGUGGCACCAGAUGAGGCUCCCCCCACUCCCACAAUCCCGGAACCCACCAGCGUCAACUUGGCGCCGCGCUGUUGGCGCACCCUGUAUCAGCUGCUGGAGUUGUACGCCAACAUGCCGGAUGCGGAUACCAUAACGCACAGGUUCUCAGUAUCAACGGAGUUGCCAGAGGCCUAUCGAGUCAAAGGCACGGGGCGUCCCAGCUCACGGGAACAGAACAACAGCAACUCCUCUUCCUCAGCAACCGGGUCAGGCAUCGUCGUCAUGGGGGCUGCUAGAAUACAUCGCACGCGUCUCCUAGCAUCGCUUUCCGGUCUGAAGCUGGAAGCAGAAAUUACGUCACUGCAAGGCUCGCUUUCCGCGUCCCGAGCUCGUCAAUGGGCACUCGGCGGUAACUUGGGAAGGACGGCCAUUGUUCUACUCGAAGGUGUCGCUCCUAAUCAUCAGACAGUGGUGCGAGUGAGUGUAGGCAAAUCUCAGGCGUUGUAUUCGUGGGAGGGAGGACGCCUCGGAGCCACGGCCCUUGGCUCUAUUGGCGGAAUCCGAAUCGAUUUGCCGCAACAUCCCGUCGCCUUACACGGGGUUAUGACGAGAUCUAGUCGGCAGCUGUCGUCUACAUUACAGGAGCUAGGCGUAACUCGUACUUCGUCCCGCAUGUCCCGCGGGGGAGCCGGGCCAGGAGGGGCGGAUGGUUCUGAAGAAGAGGGCAGCCCCCCGGCCGCGCCACCACCUCCCCGAGUUCCUCCAGCAGCCGACACGCCGCUGCUGCAGCCGCUGCAUCUGCAGUUCUCGGUAGUGCUGCAGAGUCUGAGUAUAACAGCGGCUCUCUUACCAUCUCUUCAAGCACAGUACAAGAUGGAGCGCGUCCAUAGCUCGGGCGUGACGGCUGGCAAGGCGCACUUUACUGUGGAGCUACCACACCACUCGCUCAGCUUUGUAACUAAGCUCCAGGUGACGGAAGCAAAUAUCCCAGCUGCAGCAUCAGUGGCGCUUCCAGCGGUGUCGUGCCGUGCACGCGUACUCGACUGCGCACCCAACGACGCACCCGGAGCGGAUCAAGCUCAAUCUGGCGAAGAAGGCGCCGUCCUGAUGGCAGGGCGGUACUUGGCAGCGACGGCCGACAUCGGCCUCUUUGAGCACACCCUGUCCACUGACCUUUUAAACCAUCUGGUCUUCGUGCAGAAAGUUUUUAUGAAGGAAGUAAACGAAGUAGUACAAAAAGUAUACGGGGGUGAAAAGCCAGUUCCACUUUGGAACGAGGAAGAAGCUUCAUCGUCAGCACUCAGCAGAAUCCUCUUCUCUUUGCUGAUUAGGAUUAAACGUAUCCAACUGACUGCGACCACGCCCAGCAACAGCGCAGUGCGUCUGGAAACGGGAGCAGUGGAACUGGAACUGUCCAACCGAGUCCAAAAUGUCACACAACCUGCGCAGUCGCAUGGACUGCGGCUCUUUGCGAGGGCACAGGUGGACAUAAAUUUGAGCUUGGGUCAACUGAUACGCAACGCAAUGUUCGAGGAGGCCGAAGCUGAGUUCCAGCAGUACGCUUUCUUCAACACGAGAAUAUCUAUGCGCAACGCAUUCCAAGAAGAAAUAGUCUGUGGAGAAGAUAAAGAAGUUGUAUUGAUUCGGCUCAAACGGCCACUCGUGUACAUUCAGCCUAUAGCCGUGGAUCGGGCCAUACUUGUGUGGCUAAAUUAUAAGAAUGCCUACGAAUAUUGGAACGAGAAACGCAUGACAUUGAAUAAAGAAGUGCUGACUGCCACACAACAGGUUUUCGAGAAGGUACAAUUAACAUCGCAGAUCGGUACUCCACACUUGAGCACACUCUUCUUACAAUUGAACGUGGAUGACAUCGGCAUAUGUCUGCCUCUUAACCAACCUCCAGUGUCUAAAUGGUGCGGAUGGGGUUGGGGCUGGGGAGCGAGUGAAGGCGGCGUGGGUGGAAUGGGGGGUGACGGAGAAAGGGGGGCCGUGGUAGUCACCCUCGAGAGCACGAGUAUUUCUGCGGUCAGCUCUGGAGCGUUGGUCAGUAAGGGCCGAUUUGUGGGGCUUUGUCUGCGCUUCGCGAGGGACUUUGAAGCGUCGCUCGAUGACUGGAAACCGGAGCCCCAAGAAGCCUGUGUCAACGUUUGCUGCGUUUCCGAAGGCACCUACGAAGUGUGCAGUCGGACGGCGGCGGCGAGACACAAUGAAAAUGCCAAGUGGUUUCUGAACGUGUCUUGGCAAAUGGAAGGAGUGGAUAUUCAUCUGGACACAAACGUUGGCAAGCAGUUGUCUGCAUUGGGACACACUCUGACUAUGCUCACUGGUUUUGAAGAAGAAGAUCCUUUAAAAAUGGACUACGAGAGUGAUUUAGACGAGGAAGCUGACAACAGUAAAGAUUCCCAGGAAAGCAUAGUCCUCCGACGCAAGUACACAGACCAUCUGCCCGCGUUCGUGUUCGACACUUCGAUUGACGCGAAGAAGCGUUCGAAGUUAAUCGAGAAGGAAAUGACGGAACAGGCGAAGAUCAUAAGCGAUUUACGGGCUUUGGGGGCCAGUCAUAGUACUGUGGAGUACGAAUUGAGGAGACUGCAGGACUUGGAGGCUUUGGUGUUCAAGGACUUUAGAAGGGAUAUGUUGCAAAAACUUCGACGACAGAGUGUGAGAGCCAGUUCCAUAACGAAAGGAAAACUAGGGCUCGGCUCCAGUCGUCCCCCGCCUUUGCCGCCGCUACCACCUUUACCAUCAUUACCGCCUGAUGCUGAAAGUAUUGGUGAACCAGCUUCCGCCGGUUUAGUGAUGCCUUCCAGCACCGUUGGCAACCUUGCAGCGAUGGGCAGUCUGGGCAUGAGUAGUUUAGCCAGUGUGGGCAGCUUGGGCAGCGUGGGGGAUUCCGGAGAGACCUUGUUAUUGGUAGAAGAUGACACGCGCCUUGCUGAUAUCAUUGAAGGUGCUUCUUGGAGUUCUAUGGACAGUGAAACAUUGACAGGUCCAUCCCGUUGUGGCUCUCUUCGCGGUACUUCUGGUGGAAGGGCGGUGUCAUUCGGACAACACAGACAGACUUGGCCCGAUCGUUUGGAUCUGCCGCCAAGGAAGAAUACAGAUACGAGUACGACAUCUGAAGGCGCGACUCAGUCGGAGAGCAAGCCCAGUAAGGCGAAAACAGCUGAACCCAACAUAGACUUUGAACUGGAUGUCAAAGUGCACAUCAACAGUGGAAAGUGUGUGCUCCACACCAAGGAGCCCACCAAGGAGGACGAUCUAAAGAGUGGUAGGUCACGCGUGGGUCGAUCGGCGUCCGGUGGAAUGGCAGCAGGCACGAGUGCCGGGUCAGGCCUGGAAGUGGGAGGCACCAGCAAUCCCUCAACGGGAGCUCCGGCAGGAUCUCCCAAUGCAAGGAGGAAACCACGAUUACCACCCCCACCGGAUGUCACAGUCUUCAGAGUGCCAGGGUUGCAGCUGAAGGUGCAUUAUGAAUCCAAAACCCUACCAGAGGAAUCGGCGUCACCACAAUCAAUACCAAAUAUGCCUCCACCGAACGUAGUAGGAGCUCGCAAAAUGGGAACUAAGAAAGCAGCUCUGUUCGCCUGGAUCACUUUGCAAAGUAUUCCCGAAGAGACCAUCAUCAGCCCUCAUAUAUUGGAGUUCCUUGAACAGACUUUGGAGCCGAUACCCACGAAGGCCUCGUUUUCUAUGCCGACACCAGAAGCAGAAAGCCGUUCAACGGGCUCCAACGGUGAGGCGGGAGGUUCGUACGGUCAGUACGUAUACGCUUCGUUCCCGGUGGACGUGAUCGUUCACUUUCAUAUGCGACCCGCUGCUUUCCGGUUCAGCUGCCUUCCUGCGUCUCGAGUCGAGUGUUUGCUGCAGUUGCCCAGUCUGCAGAUUGUCUUUAGCUCCAAGAGGGCCAGUGAUGAAGAAAUGGCUGAAGCAGCAAUAGCAAUGGGCGGUCUCAGCGUAACGGGUUGUUUGGCUGACUUCUCGGUCUACAUCUUCCAUCCAUACGGCGGCAAGAAGUCCAGCCUCAAGGAAGCCCAGUGGUCGCCCUUAGCUGACACGGAACGGAAGGACUCCCUCAGCAUCAACGUGGAGUUUGUCAAGUUCCACCUCUCCAGAUUCCGGAAGCUAGACUUUCAGACAGAUCAAGACCAAUCGAAGGCCACCGUUAGGUUUUCAACGAUCGUAGACGUGGGCUCGGCGUCUUUCAAGUACGACAUGCGUCGUUUGGGCGAGAUCCUGGCUUUCCCUCGGGCCUGGUACCGCCGCUCUAUCGUCCGGAGACUCUUCCUCGGCGAUGUCAGUCUCGACGUAGACCAGCCGUCCACAAGCAACAAUUCGCCCGUGUCACCGGUUUUACCGCAACGCGAAAAGGCCAAACUAGAAACGCAACGAUCCAAAGAGAGCAAGCAAUGGGGCGCGGCAUGGGAGACUUUGGUUCUGUUCGCUGUGAACUUCACACGGCUCAACGUUCACAUGAACAUGGGCAACGUUAUGGGGAAUGUCAGCUGGCAGUCCCGUUCCUUGGGUGCAUCCGGUCGUCUGAGUAUCGGGAGUACGCACCAUCGCCACAUGGUAGUUCGUGUAUCUCUGGCUGGCUCCGCCCUCGACGCUCGGGGAGGAAUUGUGGGCGGGGCUAUUAGUUUGGCAGCGCUACAUGCUCAUGUGCACGUGGAAGAAGAGCCGGGUAGCAAUCCUGCGCACGUAUGCGGCGUGCGAUUGGCCGCGUUGGAGCUCCGGCUGGAGUACAUGGGGACACCGGUACUACUCGCACGUCUUUCCCGGCCGAGGGCUGCCUUUAGAGACCAAUGGCUGGCCCAUAGACAUCGACCAGCUGCCAGUCGUCCAGCCAGCAUCCUCACUCACUGCACCUUGAGUUGGCACCAACUCCAGAUCCUGAUGAGUCGCAGCACGACACCAGAUCUACUGAAGAUGCAGCUCAAGUUGGAGGAGUUCUUCACACAGCAGUUCAAGUCCAGCAAACGAGUGUUCAGCUCCUUGCAUCCAAGCUACGGCACCAUGAGACGAGACAGGAAAGAACCGACGACAAGUGCCGGCGAGGGUGCUGCCCCGCAGCAGGAGCUGAGGCAUCACAGGCAUUGGCAGAAGGUCUUCACCUACGUGACUGGUCUGCCGCUCAACGAGACCUCGACAUCUGGACAGGGCUGCGUGAUCGGAGGCAGUAUCGAAUUGGUGGGUUCAAACAUAUCGUUGGCUUGUUUCCAUGGCAACAGCCUGAAAGCGAAGUCCUGGGCGCUCUUCAGUCUAAAGGACGUGUGCAUCACGUUCGCCACCGAAGCCCAACAUCUUACAAACGAAAUUGGUGAACUCGAAGUCCAAGCAGUCCAGACCCUGACGGCGAGCCUGGGCGGUGCCAGCCCCACGGUGAGUGGCGGACACCAGUCCCUGGCCACGGUGUGCCGCAUGUCACGAACUGUGCUGUUCCCGCCGCAGUUCAAGACGCUGAAGGAGUGGUUCCAAUAUGCCUUCGCUGAUAGUGAAAUCGAUGCAAUAGAGCUCUUCCCGUCGCUGGAGCGCGAGGGCGGAAUCGUGACGUGCGGGACGGGCAGCACGGGCAGCUCGGGAAGUACGAACAACGGCGCGGGCAAGUUGGGCCACGUGAGGGAGGUGAUCUUCGCCCUGCCCGCGUUGCAACUACAUCUGCGGACCAGCCAUCGCCAGCCGCAAGAAGUGCCUACUGAGAAUGACCCAAAGCCGAUAGUGGAGUGCAACUUCAUAACAGAGUUCGAGGAUCACAUCUUCGUGUCGGUGGAUGCCGAAGCCUUCCUCUUCUUGCACGACCUCAUCUCUUCUUAUAUCAAGGAAAAGGAUCGCGUGAUGCCGGGAGGCCGCGUGUCUCACAGCGACUCUACUCUAGUAAUUCCACCACUGGACUAUCGGGACUACCACUGCCUCACUUGGCACCUGGAACCUACCGUCAGAUUACUAUCGUGGGCGGGCAAAUCUAUCGAGCCCUACGGAGUGGAUUACAUCCUUCAAAAACUCGGCUUCAGCCAUGCCCGGUCUACGAUACCCAAAUGGUUGCAGCGGGGUGCGUUAGACCCAUUGGACAAACUUCUUUCUUUGCUUCUACUAAGAUUGUUAGGGCAGCUGAAAUAAUGAGACAUAUUAGGAUAUGAAACAGACACAGAA
This is a messenger RNA of Pieris napi, 14136 nucleotides long. It is a transcript of the gene tweek, whose product is annotated as transmembrane protein KIAA1109. NCBI's taxonomy places the organism in Eukaryota, Metazoa, Arthropoda, Insecta, Lepidoptera, Pieridae. The record is from RefSeq and is a predicted model, not a curated record. The transcript has 55 exons. The coding region runs from base 172 to 14103 and encodes 4643 amino acids. Gene Ontology annotation, biological process: synaptic vesicle endocytosis.